This is a messenger RNA of Stylonychia lemnae, 1104 nucleotides long. The record is from the annotation of a GenBank genome assembly. Lineage: Eukaryota; Ciliophora; Spirotrichea; Sporadotrichida; Oxytrichidae.
AUGGAAAAUGGAUCUGGAUUCGUCAAGGCCGGUUUCUCAGGAGAAGAUGCCCCAAGAACUACCUUCCCUUCAAUUAUUGGUAGACCCAAAAACUCCAGUGCUUCGAAGGAAGUCGAUUCAGACAAUGAAUAUAUUGGUGAUGAGGCUAAUUAAAAGAGAGGAGUCUUAAAGAUUUGCUACCCCAUCGAAUAUGGCAUAGUCAAGGAUUGGGAUGAUAUGGAAAAGAUCUGGAAUCAUGCAUAUUAGGUUGAGCUUAGAGUCUCUCCAGACGAGCAUCCAGUUCUCUUGACUGAGGCACCACUCAACCCAAAGAUUAAUAGAGAGAAGAUGACUCAAAUCAUGUUCGAAACAUUCAAUGUACCUGCUCUUUAUGUUGCCAUUCAAGCUGUUCUCUCUCUCUACUCUGCUGGUAGAACCACUGGAAUUAUUUGCUAGUCUGGCGAUAGUGCUACCCACACUGUCCCCAUCUAUGAGGGUUUCUCUAUUCCUCAUGCCAUCCAAAGAACUUAAAUUGCCGGUAGAGAUCUCACCAUAUUAAUGGCUAAGCUCCUUACUGAGAGAAGUUAUGUCUUCACUUCUUCUGCUGAGAUGGAAAUCGUUAGAGACAUCAAAGAAAAGUUAUGCUUUGUUGCUUUGGAUUACGAGUCUGCUCUUAAGCAAUCUCAUGAUAGCGCCCAAUUCGAGAAGAACUACGAACUCCCAGAUGGUAAAGUCAUUACUAUUGGCUACGAGAGAUUCAGAUGCCCUGAAUGCUUGUUCAAGCCACUCGAAAUGAACGGAAGAGAGCUUAGUUCAAUCCAAGAUUUGACUUACAAUUCAAUCUAAGAGUGCGAUGUUGAUGUCAGAAGAGAUCUCUAUCAAAACAUCAUUCUAUCUGGAGGUACCACUAUGUACGAAGGUAUUGGAGAAAGACUCCUCAAGGAAAUCGAAAACAGAGCACCAAAGUCAAUUACAGUCAAAGUUAUUGCCAGCCCAGACAGAAGAUUCGCCGUCUGGAGAGGAGGUUCCACCCUUACUUCACUUUCAACAUUCGCUUCAAUGUGGAUUACCAAGGAAGACUACGACGAACACGGAGCCCAAAUUGUUCAUAGAAAAUGCGUCUGA